Clonostachys solani is the source of this 378-nucleotide messenger RNA. The record is from the annotation of a GenBank genome assembly. NCBI's taxonomy places the organism in Eukaryota, Fungi, Ascomycota, Sordariomycetes, Hypocreales, Bionectriaceae.
AUGGCCUUAAACGCCCCCAAGUCACCUCAGCAGGAAUUUGUCGAUCAGAUGAGUGCUAUUGACAUCCAGAUAGAGGAGUGGUGGGCGGCUUACGACCGAAUGGGUGAUGUAGAAAAAAGACAACAAAGACCGGUGCUGAGAGCAUUGGAGGCACACAGGUUCAAUCUUGCAGCCCAGCGCGAAUCGGCACAUGAGAAAGAUCUAGCCGACUACGAAAAGAAGAUUCAGAACCGAGUUGAUAGCCUACUCGACCAAGAUGAAAGCCAGCGGCGACGAUUGGAAUCAUUGCCCGAUUCAGGACUGGAGAGCGAGCAAAGCGAUGAGCAAUCGCCGAGUCCAUCUGUUGAGGACUCACAGGGCGAUGAAUACGAGUACUAG